AUGGCCAUCACAGAAAUCGUCACCGUCUCUGUCAAUCCCGACCCAGCCAAUCUGGAACAUGUCGAGAAGAUUUUCCCCGGACUCAAGAAAUAUUUCACAGACCCCAACCCAGGGAUUCUCAGCAUGUUUCGGGGUUGGGCCCUUGAGGUAGAAUGGAACGAGGCAGCCUCAUUCCACAACUUUAUCGGCUCUGACAAAUUCAAGGAAUUCGCUGGCCUGGUCAAACCUUUCGUGCUAGGACCUCCGGAGCUGCAACUAUUCGAGACAAAUCAAAGUCCUACAGAGCCUGCCAGUUCUCCUGUAGUGGAGAUCUAUCGGGUCAGUGUUGCGAGUGACAAGGUCAGCGAAGCCAGAGCUGCAUGGGAGGAUUCGGUCCAGAAGCUCAAUGCCAAAGCUGGCGUGAAAGCCAAGCUUACUCAUGGGAAGAGUUUGAACCUCCAGGAGGAUGUAGUUCUUGGUAUUCUGGGCUGGGAGAGCUUGGAGGAACGUGAUAACGCAACCGAUGAUCCGGAGUUCAUGGCAGGAUUGGAUCGUUUACGCGCUCUCGGAAAUUUGUCUGAAGCAGUCGUGGAGUUUGAUUGUCUAAUCUAG
Penicillium chermesinum is the source of this 591-nucleotide messenger RNA. RefSeq lists its product as uncharacterized. The record is from RefSeq and is a predicted model, not a curated record. The transcript is spliced from 3 exons. Bases 1 to 591 code for a protein of 196 amino acids. Lineage: Eukaryota; Fungi; Ascomycota; Eurotiomycetes; Eurotiales; Aspergillaceae.